AUGCAGUUCACCAUCGCCACCGUUCUCUCCCUCCUCACCGUCGCUCUCGCCGCUCCCGCCGCGGUCGUCGAGCGUCAGGUCCCUUACACCGCUUGCACCGGCCUCUACGGCACCGCCCAGUGCUGCGCUACCGACAUCCUCGGCCUCGCUGAUCUCGACUGCGCCAACCCCCCCGCAACCCUCACCAGCGCCGUCCAGUUCCAGGCUACCUGCUCCGACAUCGGCCAGCGUGCUCGCUGCUGCCUGUUGCCUAUUCUCGGCCAGGCCCUCGUCUGCGAAACUCCCGCUGGCCUUCCCACUGCCUAA
Molecule: messenger RNA, 306 nt
Organism: Sordaria macrospora k-hell
Lineage: Eukaryota; Fungi; Ascomycota; Sordariomycetes; Sordariales; Sordariaceae
Cellular component (GO): extracellular region
Source: RefSeq, a predicted model, not a curated record